Callorhinus ursinus (northern fur seal) is the source of this 1212-nucleotide messenger RNA. The record is from RefSeq and is a predicted model, not a curated record. NCBI's taxonomy places the organism in Eukaryota, Metazoa, Chordata, Mammalia, Carnivora, Otariidae.
AUGGGCACGCGUGAGCCGCACGUGCUGGUGGACACCACGCCCGCCAAGACCAUCCUGGUGUACCGCAACGGGGACGCGUUCUUCGCGGGCCGGAGGUUCGUGCUGCCGCGGCGCCGCGUGGCCACCUUCGAGGCGCUGCUGGACCAGCUGACCGAGCAGGUGGAGGCGCCCUGCGGCGUGCGGCGCCUGUUCACGCCGACGCGCGGGCACCCGGUGCUCGAGCUGCAGGCGCUGCAGGCGGGCGGCAAGUACGUGGCGGCCGGCCGCGAGCCCUUCAAGAAGCUCGAUUAUAUUCAUAUAGCUCCCAGAAAACCUGCAAAGAUGAGAAGGUUGAAGGAAAUCAAACCAGUGGUACAUUAUGAUAUGAAUGUGCCUUCCAGGUGGCAAACAUUUCACCGUACCUCCCGGCACGUUAAUGUUUUCACAAAUGGAAGACUAUUUAUCCCACCUGUAAAAAUUAUCAUACCCAAAUUCAGUCUGAUGGAAUGGAAUAGUGUGCUGGCCAUGAUUGGGGAGAAAGUCUUCCCUCUAGGAGGCGUGCGAAAAUUAUUUACCAUGAAUGGGCAUCUCUUGGACAACUCAAAGGAUCUGCAAGACAACCACUUCUAUGUUGCCGCCGGACUGGAGACCUUCAAAUAUUUCCCUUACUGGAAAUCCUCCAAGGUGCCCAGUGAGGUCCAACAAAAGUAUGCAGACAUCGAGAAAUACUCACGAAGAAAGAAAAAAGAGGAUUCCAAAGGAAAAGAACCUCAUAAAUACGACAACAUUCCCCAGAAGGAACAGGAUUCUGUUUUUUAUGCCAAAGAGGGAAAGAAGAAAACACUAGAAGAACCUUUAAUGCAAAGCAGCGCAGAAGGUGACGUGUAUAAAGCCCAGACUCCUCCCACAGAAGCCCAAGGAGCCUCGGAAGUCAAAGAGGACAAGGAAGUGCAGGUGGAGGUGCCUGUGGACCAGACACCAGCGGAGAUAGUUAAGGAAGACGAAGAGAUACAUAAUAGCCCCCCUGAUUUUGAAAGCAACAAGGAAGACAAUUCACGAAUGUCUUUUAAGAAAAGUGUUCCCUUAAGACACAACACGAAGAAAAAAGGUGGCCAAGUUAUCUCUGGGCUCUGCUCCAUGGAUCUGUGCUUCAGUGACAGGCUUCAAGGUCUCCGGGCACUUUUUCACUCAAGUACGGGCCACAGGGCUGUUGGAAUUAAUCAGCCAAUCUGA